CUGAGGGGUUUCUGAGUUUACUGACGCCAAGGCUGUUUACGGUCGCUAAGACCGUGAACUGAAACCACAAACCGUGAACCCAAGAAGUGAAGCGGUGCGUUUUGGUUCAGUUCACUGAGUUCAAGGACGCGUUUUGAUGUUCAUGACCGUGAACUGAUGUCUAAGACCGUGAACUGAUCAAUACAGCCGUGAACUGAGGUCUAAGACCUUGAACUGAUCAAUGCAGCCAUGAACUGAAGCCUAAGACCUUGAAGAGAGCCCAGUCUGGUUAUAAAAGGAGAAGGGGGUUGAAGGAGAAGGGAGAGCUUUUUCUAGGUUUUUAGUUUUGAGAAUAAAAGAGGGUUUCUAGUGAGAUAUUAGGGUUUCCUCUUCCUAUUCUAGAGAGAGAAAAUGCAUUCAAAGGAGGAAGAAGGAGAUUGGGUGUUCUUGGGCAUUGCAUGCCUCCUAGGAUAGUUUAGAGAGGAAACCUCCUUUAUCUAAAGAGGCUCAAUUGGAGCUGGGUUUCCUUGGCCAUUCAAGGCCUCCUAGACUAGUUUAGAGAGAACCCUCCUUAACCUAAGAGGCUCUAUUAGAGAUGGGUUUCCUUGGGCAUUUCAUGCCUCCAAUUCUAGGUUAAUUAAGGGAAAACCUCCUAUCUUGUAUUAGCACUUAGGGUUUGGUUGUGGGUGGUCGUCUGAACUCCAAUUCGAGGGUGAAGUCUAACCAUUCCUUAGUCGAUAGGUUGAGAGGGUCGCAUUAGCGGUUUGGAUCAUAUCACGUUUCUUCAACCUAGUGACUAAGAGGGUAGCCUUGGCUACUUGUUAGACUUCCCUGCCCUUUAUAACCCCCUAACCACACACGGUCGUUCGAUUCAUCAAGUUGUUAUUAUUAGCUAGAGGGAGCAACACCCGGGUGAACACUUUUCUUAUUGGGACAACCUCGAUUUACUUUAUUUGCUUGUUUUAUUUGUAUUUUUCUUAGUUUUAAACCCAAAACUGUUUUGCUAGAUAAAAACCUAAGCGAUUGAAGUAGUGGUACAUGGAUCGGCUCAGGUUUGACGAUCAAAUACUUGCCCUAUACUGCACCCAACUGGAGUUUAAAAACUUGGGCUCUAGUCGGGAUUAAUUCGCCGUGUAGUUCCGUUGUUGGGGAAUCACGGUCCAUUAUUUGAAAAGGUGGCUUAGUUUUACUCUAGCAUUUUCUAUCUUGCCUUUUUGUUUGUGUUUUGUGUUUUGUGUUUCGUGUGUGUUUUGUUUACAGUCUUCGUCUUGAGGUUGGUUUGUGUGUGUUUGAUUGUCCUUUUUAGUGUUUUUGUGUUUGUAGGUAUUGGAUCAUGGAUCCUUAUGAUUUCUCCCAAUUGUGGGGGUCUCCACCAACACCUAAGAGUGGUUUCCCCCAAACUUCAUGGGACAAUCAAGAAAGGGGAAGUCAAGGAUCCGGAUUCUACUACCAACCUCCCUUCCAAGAAGAGGAACCAUGCUCAUGGGGAUACCAGGAAGAUUCUCCAUAUCAAGAAGGUUUCCCUCCACAACUCGAAGUGAAAUCCAAGUUGGAGUUGGCCAUGGAGGCUUUCAUGGGACAAACCUUAAGACCAUGUGCCACUCCACAACUGGAGCCAAAGAGAAAAUUAGAGCUCAUGGUGGAGCGAUUCGCCCGGGGCACCGAUGAAGGGUGCUCUAGCAAGGACCUCCCAAUUGCCAACCAUCUCGACUCAAUCUUUCUUUCAGAAUCGGAGGAGCUCCUUCGACACACGGAGAGGCUAAAAGGUUUUGUUGAGCAAUCAUGUGCACAACUUGCUCACAAUCGACUCCUACCAUUGGAAGAAGGAAGGGAGGUCGAAGAGGCAAGCCAUGAGAACUUUGGAAGAAUGAGCUCCGACAUGGAUUUACAACCCCUCGCUCCACCCGAUUUGACACUUGAAGAGAAGGUGGCACGAGCUUGUGCAAGCUAUCGCCUCUCAUCAUUGGAGAAGAAAGAGGAGGUUGAAGGAGAGAUAAAUGAAAACCGUGUGGAGCAAGACGAACUCACCCCGGAGAGCACCCAUGGUGAGGAUGCACAAGAGGGUUGCAUUGAUGACUUUCACGCCCUUCCCGAGAGCAACUUUGAAGACCAAGUCACGAGUGUGGAGGAGCAAGAGAAUCCUUUUUAUGAUCUUGCAUGGCAUCUUGCUAUCCAAACCGUGCUUAAGGGCAUGAAUGGGAAGGGGGAGGAAGAGCAGGAAGAAAACAUUGAAAAAGGGGAAGAUCUUGAUUGUUCCCAAAAAGAGGAAAGCAAAGAAGAAGGAGAUUGGGCUUGCCCUAAACUAGAGGAAUGAAGAUUCUUACCUCUCAAGGGAGAUUCAAGCAAGGAGGAAGGAAGAUUGUCAUAUCUUCACGGUUCUCUCUCCUCUUUUUUGUUUUCUGUUGCCUAGCUAUGGAAUAGCCUACAUAUUCACUUGGGUGUUGUGAAGCCUAGCUUGAAACAUGUCAAUUUGAGCUUUGUUUCCUUGGGCAUUCAAGGCCUCCUAUACUAGUUUAGAGAGAACCCUCCUUAACCUAAGAGGCUUAAUUAGAGAUGGGUUUACUUUUUCAUUUUAUGCCUCUUAUUAUAGCUUAAUUAAGGGCAAACCUCAUA
Messenger RNA from Linum trigynum, 2592 nucleotides. The record is from the annotation of a GenBank genome assembly. Lineage: Eukaryota; Viridiplantae; Streptophyta; Magnoliopsida; Malpighiales; Linaceae.